AUGGAGUCUUCCAGCUUCUCGAGCGGGACCCAACGUGCUGUCAAGACUUGGCAAGCCUCCUUAGACGCCCCUCAAGAUGGCAUAAUGACUGCAGAACUUCUUGAACAAUUAUAUACGGUGGCACAAAUUGAGGGUCUGGAUAACAAAGGGAGUACUCUGACUGCUACACAAAAGGAAGAUACAAAUGAAGCUGUAGUUACUUCUGCAACAGAAAUUUCACAGGUCCAGCAAACACUUGUGAAAGAAGGUGUUAUAGAAGUAGAGGUAUCUGAGCAUCAUGUUUUUCUCCUUGGAGAGAACCGCUGGGAAGAUUCUUCUAAACUUAGCAGGAACCAAAAAAAAGGAGAAUGUGAUGGAAACAGGCAAGCCAAACAUUAG
Molecule: messenger RNA, 378 nt
Organism: Prunus armeniaca (apricot)
Lineage: Eukaryota; Viridiplantae; Streptophyta; Magnoliopsida; Rosales; Rosaceae
Source: the annotation of a GenBank genome assembly